Molecule: messenger RNA, 594 nt
Organism: Podarcis raffonei (Aeolian wall lizard)
Lineage: Eukaryota; Metazoa; Chordata; Lepidosauria; Squamata; Lacertidae
Product: vimentin-like
Exons: 2
Coding region: 1-594 (197 amino acids)
Biological process (GO): intermediate filament organization
Cellular component (GO): intermediate filament; cytoplasm; plasma membrane
Molecular function (GO): protein dimerization activity; structural constituent of cytoskeleton
Source: RefSeq, a predicted model, not a curated record
AUGAAUGACUGCUACUCCAAGCUGCGCGAGCCGGUGCCGAGGAUCCCGCAAGGCACCAAAGUCAGCCAAGUGGAAAUCAUGCAGCAUGUAAUCGACUAUAUCUUUGACCUGCAGAUCGUGCCAGAGGAACAGGCGAAGAAGCAAGCCGGGAACAAUGAUGCCCUGUGCCAGCCCAAACAAGAAGCGAAUGAGUACCGCAGGCAAAUUCAGAGUCUCACCUGUGAAGUGGGUGCACUUAAAGGAACUAACGAAUCCAUGGAACGUCAGAUGCGUGAGAUGGAGGAGAACUUUAAUCUUGAAGCUGCUAACUACCAAGAUAACAUUGCCCGACUCCAGGAAGUGAUCCAGAACAUGAAGGAAGAAAUGGCUCGCCAUCGGCACGAGUACCAAGACCUGCUGAAUGUAAAGAUGGCUCUUGAUAUUGAGAUUGCCACUUACAGGAAACUGCUGGAGGGAGAAGAGAGCAGAAUCACAAUGCCCUUUCCGACUUUUGCAUCCCUGAACCUGACUUGUCCUGUUCUCAGAUUGGAGACAGCCUCCCACCACUUCUCCCUAACCUCUGGAAGGACCAGACUCAGAUUCCUCACCUCUUGA